GCACUGGCGGCCGAAUGGUCCAAUUACCGCAGAGAAGGGGGCCUCUGAGCCCAGAUUGGCGUUCGCUCUACCUAUAGGGUAGGCCCAGGGCGGUGAGACCCUGCCCCGGAUGUGGGAGCGGCCCUGAGGUAGAACUGAGAGAACCUCCACUGUGGUCGUUUGGAGAGGCGGAACUGAGAUCUUUUUCUCGAUUAUCAUGUGACGGGUUCUGGAUUUAAUGGAGGAAAAAGUGUGGAAAAGGCCAGAGAUCCAAACUGGCGGAUUUCCUGAUCUUCGCGCCCCUCUCCGCUUUACAGCCAGCGGCGCUGCCAGGGUAUAUUUCCCUUUUUUCGACUCUGCAACAGCCUCUUUAAACUGUUUAAAUGAGAAUGUCCUUGGCUCAGAGAGUACUACUCACCUGGCUUUUCACAUUACUCUUCUUGAUCAUGUUGGUGUUGAAACUGGAUGAGAAGGCACCUUGGAACUGGUUCCUCAUAUUUAUUCCAGUCUGGAUAUUUGAUACUAUCCUUCUUGUCAUGCUGAUAGUGAAAAUGGCUGGGCGAUGUAAGUCUGGCUUUGACCCUCGACAUGGAUCACACAACAUUAAAAAAAAAGCCUGGUACCUCAUUGCAAUGUUACUUAAAUUAGCCUUCUGCCUUGCACUCUGUGCUAAACUGGAACAGUUUACUACCAUGAAUCUGUCCUAUGUCUUCAUUCCUUUAUGGGCAUUACUGGCUGGGGCUUUGAUAGAGCUUGGAUAUAACGUCUUUUUUGUGAGAGACUGACUUCUAAGGACAUCAAUUUUAUUGCUGUUCAACAAGCUAUCAUUAAAGUGUUCUGAAUCCUUGCAAGCUUGAAGAAUGCCAGAGAACCGAGAAAAAUACCAAAUGUAAUUUUAUACUGCUUCCAUAAAGUAGUCUUGGUGAAGAAUGGACUUCUAGUCAACCCAAAACUUAUUCAGUAUUUGAGUUAUGAAUACCCUAUUGGCCUAUACAAAUAAAGUUGUUUUGGAUCUUA
Molecule: messenger RNA, 996 nt
Organism: Hippopotamus amphibius kiboko
Lineage: Eukaryota; Metazoa; Chordata; Mammalia; Artiodactyla; Hippopotamidae
Gene: TMEM60
Product: transmembrane protein 60
Exons: 2
Coding region: 363-764 (133 amino acids)
Source: RefSeq, a predicted model, not a curated record